AUGGAAGUAGUAAUGAUUGGAGAACGUCGAAAUUACUUGGCUAACGUGAUCUCUGCACUGGUAGUUGAGAAACUGGUUCGCAAGGGAUGUGAGGCAUAUUUGGCCUACGUAAGUGUUUCCGCUUUUGGGGACUCUACUGUUAAGGACAUCAGAACUGUGAGGGAUUUUUCCGACGUCUUUCCUGAGGAGCUAUUGGGUUUACCUCCGAAUCGAAAAGUGGAGUUUGGGAUUGAGCUUCUCCCUGGUACAGUUCUGAUGUCCAUCGUUCCCUAUCGAAUGGCACCGAAAGAGCUUACGGAGCUUAAGGCUCAAAUUCAGGAGUUAUUGGAUCGUGGGUUCAUCCGUCCUAGUUAUUACCGACGGUUUGUGGAAGGAUUUUCUCUGAUCGCAGGACUCUUGACUAAGUUGUUAAGUAAAGGUGUACUGUUUGACUGGACUAAUGCGCAACAAGAGAGUUUUGAGAAGCUUAAGACUAUACUAACUGAGGCUUCUGUUUUGGUACAGCCUGGACCUGGAAAGGAGUUCACGAAGAAGCUUCAUGAGGCUCUGGGUUCAAGAUUAGACUUCAGUACUGCUGUCCAUCCUCAGACAAAUGGUCAGUCAGAGAUGAUAGAGGAUAAGGUUAGAUUGAUUCGGGAUCGUUUGAAAGCGGCUUCUGAUAGGCAAAAAUCGUAUUUAGAUUUGAAGAGGCAUGAGAUUGAGUAUUUUGUAUGGGACUUAGUUUUUCUCAAGGUCUCGCCAUGGAAAAAGGUUCUAAGGUUCGGUCGCAAGUGCAAGCUGAGCCCUCAGUUUAUUAGACCUUACCACAUUCUGAAACAUGUGGGACCUGUCGCUUAUCAGUUGGAGUUACCUCCAGAGUCAGACCAUAUUCAUGAUGUUUUUUAUGUAUCGAUAGUGAGGCGCUACUAUUUUGAUCCCUCACAUGUUGUUUCUAUUGAGGAGAUUGAGGUUAGGCCAGACUUGAACUUCGAGGAGGAGCCGGUUCAGAUUCUGGAGCGUGAUGUAAAGGUCCUUCAGAAAAAGUCUAUUCCCUUAGUGAAGGUUCUGUGA
Messenger RNA from Gossypium raimondii (Peruvian cotton), 1050 nucleotides. RefSeq lists its product as uncharacterized. NCBI's taxonomy places the organism in Eukaryota, Viridiplantae, Streptophyta, Magnoliopsida, Malvales, Malvaceae. Bases 1 to 1050 code for a protein of 349 amino acids. The transcript is spliced from 4 exons. The record is from RefSeq and is a predicted model, not a curated record.